CAGCGAUUCAUUUAUGCAUAUACAUAUAUAUGAUAUAUAUGUAAUCAUCAUAAAAGAUUGGAGAAUGUUAAGAUUUACAUGUUUGUGUCCAGAAUAUUAAUUUAUAACAUUAAAUUCAAUUAUUAUUCGGUCUUUUUUUCAACGACGUAUGUGAUAUGCGAUUAUCAAGCUGUAUAUUAACCCGUAAACAAUUUUUACUUAUUAAACACAGUACAUUUUUGUUACGUGUAAGUAUUACAUCUAUUUGUUACGUGUAAGUAUGAAACAAAUCUUUUCGAAAUUAUGAGAAACAUUUUCACAUCUCUGCAUGAUAGUUUCUGUACUUUUCAGACCACCACAUGUAAAAAUCUGUACUUUUCAGCUCACAAGAUACUAGAGUCUGUAGUUUUCAGCCCACCACAUGUAAGAUUGUGUACUUUUAAGCCUACCACAUGCAAGACUCAGUAUUUUUCAGACCACCACAUGCAAGACUGUAUUUUUCAGGCUAUCACAUGCAAGACUGUAUUUUUCAGGCUAUCACAUGCAAGACUGUAUUUUUCAGGCUAUCACAUGCAAGACUGUAUUUUUCAGACCUUCUAUAGAGGUAUACUUCAUACGAUUGGAUUAGAUUGGAAAAAUAUCAAAUUGCCAUCAUGUCUGAUGGUUCUUUCAAAAGUUUCCUAACACUAGGAGGAUAAUCAUAAGACGUCCAAUGGAUUUUCAACACCGAACAGUGAUUUGAAGAAAACAACGUGUACUACGUUUUAUAGUUUAAUUGUUAUACAUUAAGUAUAUAUUAUCUAUCUUUAAAAAUCAGAACUACAUUAAAGAAAUGUAAA
This is a messenger RNA of Polistes dominula (European paper wasp), 818 nucleotides long. RefSeq lists its product as uncharacterized. The record is from RefSeq and is a predicted model, not a curated record. Lineage: Eukaryota; Metazoa; Arthropoda; Insecta; Hymenoptera; Vespidae.